Molecule: messenger RNA, 2191 nt
Organism: Corylus avellana
Lineage: Eukaryota; Viridiplantae; Streptophyta; Magnoliopsida; Fagales; Betulaceae
Product: hydroxyproline-rich glycoprotein family protein
Source: RefSeq, a predicted model, not a curated record
UCACUCUCUCUCUAUAACACUCGCACAACACGCUGGGGUCAUUUUCUUUUUCGUCUCUCUCCCAUCUCCAUCGCUUGAAUCUUUUUCGCUUUUGUCUUUCCUUGUCCUGUAAUUAGGAGUAUUAAUUAUUUUUUAUUAACACCCUUUUUUCUUUUUCUUUUUCUUUUUAUUACUGGUACUAACAUUUAAUCUAUAUAAAUAUAUAUUUUGAUCCGUCUUUCUCUCCCUCUUUUCUUUCUCUUUCUCUUUCUUGAGAGCAAAAUCUAAAUGGUGUCAGCUUCUGGUUAAGGAAAGGAAUGUGAGAAUGGUUUUUGGGUGUUGGUUACUGGACCCUAACUAACAACGGAACCACAUCAGACCACUAUCUAUAACUAUUAAGAAGAGAAGCAGAAGAAGUAGUAGAAGAAGAAGAUUACUCCCUCACUCACUGCUGUAUGGGUUCCGAGCAGAACAGAUUCCCUCAGCAGGAACGGCGAAAGAGAUGGGGAGGAUGUUUGGGUGCAUUGUCUUGUUUUGGCACACAGAAAGGUGGAAAGCGAAUUGUUCCUGCAUCUAGGAUUCCUGAGGGAAAUGUAGCAGCUGCCCAGAUAAACGGUCCUCAAGCAGUUGGGUUGACUAAUCAAGCUACCGGACUAGCUCCAUCUCUUCUUGCUCCACCUUCAUCACCAGCAUCCUUUACGAAUUCUGCACUCCCUUCAACAGCUCAGUCACCUAGCUGUUUCUUGUCAUUAUCUGCAAACUCACCUGGAGGUCCUUCAUCCACUAUGUUUGCCACCGGGCCAUAUGCCAAUGAAUUACAACGAUUCGUUUCUCCUCCUGUUUUUUCAACCUUUACAACUGAGCCAUCAACUGCUCCCCUCACUCCCCCACCAGAGUUGGCUCACCUUACUACUCCCUCGUCCCCAGAUGUGCCUUUUGCUCAGUUCCUCUCAUCUUCGGUGGAUCUCAAAAGUACUGACAAGACCAAUUAUAUUGCUGCAAAUGAUCUUCAAGCUACAUAUUCACUUUAUCCUGGAAGUCCAGCUAGUAGUCUCAGAUCACCAAUUUCAAGGACCUCAGCUGACUGUUUAUCAUCAUCUUUUCCCGAGCGCGAAUUUACCUCACAAUGGGAUCCUUCAAUAUCUCACCAAAAUGGCAAGUAUCCAAGGAGUGGUUCUGGCAGGCUAUUUGGGCUUGAUGCAACCGGUGCCUCCAUGGCAUCUCAAGAUUCUAAUUUCUUCUGCCCUGCUACAUUUGCUCAAUUCUAUCUGGAUCAUAAUCCACCAUUUCCUCAUACUGGCGGGAGGUUAAGUGUGUCCAAGGAUUCGGAUGUUUACUCUUCUGGUGGAAAUGGACAUCAGAACAGGCAGAAUAAGAGUCCCAAGCAAGAUGUGGAAGAAAUAGAAGCUUACAGAGCAUCCUUUGGUUUCAGUGCAGAUGAAAUUAUCAGUACCACUCAAUAUGUAGAGAUUUCUGAUGUAAUGGAGGACUCAUUUACCAUGACUCCUUUUACCUCUAAUAAACCGCCCAUGGAAGAAAAUAUAGAACCUGCAUCACUGAUUGAGGGACUUAAAACUCACAGAACGCAGACAAACACGCCGAGUCAAAAAAGCCUUAAAUCAGGGUCAGAUAUUAUUGAUGAGGGUGUAUGCUGUGGUGUGCCGACAUUAUGCAAUGGUCACGAAGAUAAUAAAUCGCGGAGACAACCUGGCAAUGUCUCUGGAUCCAGUACGCCUGUUAGUGACAUUCUGACUGAUGAAGAGGACAUAUUUUCGAAGAUGGAGUUAUCCAAAAGCAGCAGGAAAUACCAGCUAGGUUUGUCAACCUCUGAUGCAGAAAUUGACUAUAGGAGAGGAAGAAGCUUAAGAGAAGGCAGAGGAGGGUUUGCAUGGCAUCACUAAGAGUCAGUGCAAAAAUAGAUGGUCAGUUGUUUCCCAUGUGAAUUAGUUUGGAGGCUUCUUUUGUCAUACACUUUUGUUUGGAGUUCUCUGUGAUAGAUGGAAUGAUCUAACCUAUGAUCUAACCUGCUCUCUCUCUCUCUCUCUCUCUCUCUGUGAGGUGUGUGACGUGAUUGAUCUUUCUGAUUGAUGAAUGUAUACCUACGUUCCUAUUUCCCUUGUACGUUAUAUAGGUGGUGCAUCUAAUUAUGUGUAUUUGGCUAAUGCUACUCCUUUAUACUAUGGAACAACUGUUGCAACAUCAGUUUAGCUGU